UGUGCGCGCUCCCGCUGAGGCCGUUCCUGUCGGGGUUACCGACCUUCUCACCACACCUGCUUCGCUGCGUUGCUUUCGGUUUCUGCAGCUCCUGUUGUCAGAGAAAUGCCUCCGAAGAGCAUCAAGAUGCUGCUGCUGGACUCCCUGGAGGACCUGUCCGCAGAAAACUUUGACAAGUUCCGCUACGCUCUGCUGGAUCGCCGCGAGGAGCCGCGGGUCCGACGCUGCAGGGUGGAGGGCAAGAGCCGCCUGGAGGUCGUGGACGUGCUGGUGUCCACUUUCACCGAGGAGAAGGCAGUGGGAGUCACCGAGGAGAUCCUGAGGGAGAUCCGCUGCAUCCAGGAGGCAGACAGACUCGCAGUUCCUCAGAGUUUCUUCAGCGCCGCUCUUCAGCAUCAGCAUCCUGGACGGCUGCUGUCUGUAGAUCCGAUGACCUCUGACCCCUCCUGCUCGUUUCCAGGGCGGGUGCUGCAGAUGCAGUCGACGCUCCAUCACCUGGACGGACGGGAAAUGGCUCCAAAAACAGCCAAGAAGAUUCUGAAGGAAGUUCUGGAGAAUCUGACCAAGAUCAACUUUGACAAGUUCCGAUCGGAGUUAGUGGACCGCGGCGAGGUGAAGAUGAACCAGGUGGAGGACCGAGACUUCCUGGUGGUCUCAGAUGUGAUGGUCUCCGUUUAUACCCAGAAGCAGGCUCUGCUUGUGGCCCACGAGAUCCUCACAGAGAUCCGGUGCGGAGAGGCUGCCAGCAAUCUGGUUGAAGAGGCAAAAAAGGCUGGAUUAUGGUCCUCAGAUGGUUCUGCUGGAGAUGAGGAGCACUUCGUGGACAAACACAUGGACGAGCUGAUCCAGAGAGUGAGCUCCGUUGCUCCCAUUCUAGACAAGCUCCUUAAAUUCAAAGUCAUCCAGAUUGAAACUUAUGAUGAGAUCAGCGCUGAAAGGACGUCCCAGGCCAAGAUGAGAGCCAUCUACAGAGGCCCUCUGAGAGCCGGCAGAGACGUCAAAGACAAAUUCCUGGACAUCCUGAAGGAACAACAACGCCCCCUGAUUGAUGAUCUCAUGAAAAAAUGAAAUUAAACAUUUUAAAGAACAACAAUGGAAAUUUGAAUGAGAAUUAAUUUCUCUGAGCUUCAUUUUCCUGAAAUCAAAUAAAAGCAUUUUUCUGA
Molecule: messenger RNA, 1163 nt
Organism: Cyprinodon tularosa
Lineage: Eukaryota; Metazoa; Chordata; Actinopteri; Cyprinodontiformes; Cyprinodontidae
Gene: pycard
Product: PYD and CARD domain containing
Exons: 5
Coding region: 106-1068 (320 amino acids)
Biological process (GO): regulation of apoptotic process; innate immune response; inflammatory response
Source: RefSeq, a predicted model, not a curated record